Messenger RNA from Helianthus annuus (common sunflower), 1150 nucleotides. RefSeq names its product cytochrome P450 81E8-like. The transcript has a single exon. NCBI's taxonomy places the organism in Eukaryota, Viridiplantae, Streptophyta, Magnoliopsida, Asterales, Asteraceae. Gene Ontology annotation, molecular function: heme binding; monooxygenase activity; iron ion binding. The record is from RefSeq and is a predicted model, not a curated record. The coding region runs from base 28 to 969 and encodes 313 amino acids.
AAUUCAUGUAAGAAAGAAUCACAAAAAAUGGAAAUUCUUCAUAUCUACGUAUCCCUCUUGUUACUUGUAGUUUCAUAUCUCUUCACAACCCACAUUCAUUGGAAAGUUUCCAAUCUCCCGCCAACCAUCUUCCCAACGCUACCCAUAAUCGGUCACCUCUACCUUCUAAAGGCCCCAAUCUAUCGAACCUUCGCCAGGAUAUCUGCUAAACAUGGUCCGAUCAUCCUUCUUAGGUUCGGCUCACGCGGUGUACUCUUGGUCUCAUCCCCUUCUAUUGCUGAAGAAUGUUUCACAAAGAAUGACAUAGUCUUUGCCAACCGUCCUAAUUUAGUCUUUGGCAAGAUCCUGGGCGACAACUUCACGAGCCUAGUUUGGGCGCCCUAUGGAGAUCAUUGGCGCAACCUUCGUCGCAUUGCAUCAACUGAGAUUCUAUCUACUCAGCGUCUCAAUGAGUUCCAGGACAUUCGGGCUGAUGAAGGCUUGCUACUGAUUCGUAAGUUGUUGUCGAAUUCUUCUCCGGUUAAUAUGAAGUCGGCUUUCUAUGAGCUUACGCUUAAUAUCAUGAUGAGGAUGAUAUCAGGGAAGCGGUACUUUGGUGGCGAUAUUGUUGAGGUGGAGGAGGAAGGGAGAAGAUUUAGGAAGAUACUAGACGAGGCGUUUUCGCUUGCGGGUGCUUCGAAUUUGGGGGAUUACUUGCCAAUUUUGAGUUGGUUUGGAGUGAAAGGAUUGGAGAAGAAAUUACUUUUAUUGAGGGAGAAGAAGGAUGUGUUUUUCCAAGGGUUGAUAGAGCAACUUAGAGAAAAGCAUGUGAAUGAGAAAAAUAAUAAGAAGAAGAAGAAGACCAUGAUUGAAGUGUUGUUAUCACUACAAGAAUCAGAUCCCGAGUAUUACACUGAUAAAAUGAUCCGAAGCUUUGUGUUGGUAAGAUUCUCUUCUACUACUAAACAAUUGUUUAUCAUUGACCGCUAAUUACCGUGGUUACAAAUCUGUCGGUAAUUACUCAAGGAUUUUAAACAAAAUCCUUUAAAAAAAUUUAAAAUAAGUUUAUGCGUCGUAGUUUUUUUUGGAAAAAAACAUUAAAAACAGUCGGUAACCCGUCGGAAAACAAAAUCAUCCACGGACAUAUUUUUGUCAGAGUAUCAUCAAAGAU